UUUCUUCUCAAUUUCUUAUCUUUAUCCAUUUUAAUUUGCUUCCUUCGUUGCUUCUAUUUUGCUUGCAACUUUUUGUUAUUGUUGCGAAACACACGCAUUUACGCAUGCAUAAGUAUUUGUACACUGAGGAAAUGUUCUGGAGAUGUGAAGUUUGCUUAUUGUAAUGUUAAUUGGAGACCCUGGCUUUUUGUUUGUUUUAAAAAAGUAUGUGCAGCAGAUAAGUUAGCAUUUUUGCAAAUUCAUAAACUCAUUAAAACUCUGAGAUUGCUGAUGGAAACUAGAGAAAGCACAGAAGUCACAGUAAGAAAAACAAAUCUUACACCCAAAGCUAUUAUAUACCAAAAGUUCGGUAGCAAAGCAUGCUAUAAAGUGGAGGAAGUGCAGGAGUCUACUCAGAAUGGAUGCCCAGGCUUGGCAAUCCCACAGAAGGGUCCCUCACUUUAUCGUUGCAGCUUAGAACUUCCUGAACUUUUUGUUGUGUCAGACGUCUUUAAAAAGAAGAAGGAUGCUGAGCAAUGUGCUGCAGAGAAGGCUUUGAAAGAGUUAGGCAUCAAUCCUGCAGCUGAUUAUCCGACUGAGCAGGAACCAUGGGAUGCUUUAAUUGAACGAAUGACAUAUCUAUUCUCUGAUGAGUUUCUUCAAUCUGUUCACCCAUUCAGUGGUCACCUUAGGGCCACUUUGCAGAGAGAAGGUGACCUCUGUGGUUCAGUACCAGCUUCUGUUGUUGCUGUCUGUGAUGCAAAAUUAAGUAAUUUAUGUAAAAUACUUAAUCCUAAGGUGGAAGCAAAUCCUUUCUUGGCUUUGUCAUUUGUCAUGAGGACAGCUGCACAAUUGUCUGGGUCUGUUGUUACCACCAAGGGGAACCUUUCAAUCCAGAAAAAAAAUCCAUACCCUUCAGAGAUCAUAGAGUUAAUAGACAUCCAAAAGUCUGAUUCCCUACAAAACACAAUGGUUGAAGCUGUACAUAUUCCAUUUUCUCUGGAUAAGACUGUUCAACCUGUCCGUCUUAAUAUUUUGUCAGAUGGAUAUUACCUGGAUGCUAUUGCACAAAAACUUGGUGUGACGGAUGCCAACAAGGUUCUGCUCUCAAGGGCUAUUGGUAAAGCUUCGUCUGAGACAAGGUUACACUUUGCUGCUCCUGAAUCAGCUAUGUUAGAUGUGUCAGCAGAUCUUGUAAAUUUGGAAGGACCUUUGAAUGUAAGGGCAAGUUACUUCUGUGGUCAAAGUAUAUAUGGUGAUGCAAUUAUGGCGUCGAUUGGUUACACAUGGAGGUCUAAAGAUCUUUUCCAUGAAGAUAUAUCCCUGCAAUCAUAUUACAGGAUGCUUAUAAGCAAGAUGCCAAGUGGAAAUUACAAGUUGUCCAGAGAAGCAAUACUUGCAGCGGAAUUGCCUUCAGUAUUCACCACAAAAUCAAAUUGGAGGGGUUCCUUCCCAAGGGAAAUCCUAUGCUCAUUCUGCCGGCAGCAUCGGCUAUCUGAACCUGUUUUCUCCACUAUAAAUCUACCUUUAAAAGAUCAGUCCUCGUCAAGAUCACACAAGGAGAUGAGUGUCACAGAGGGAGUUGAACAGGAGACAGAAUAUGCUAAUGGAAGAGGUAUUGCUACUGGUGAUCAAGAGUCAGUGGAAUCUGCAAGCAUGUUUAGAUGCAAGGUGAAAAUAUUUUCCAAGUGUCAGGAUUUGAUCAUAGAGUGUUCACCUGAGCAGAUUUAUAAGAAGUCAAAUGAUGCGAUCCAUAAUGCUUCUCUGAAAGUUCUUUCAUGGUUGAAUGAAUAUUUUAAGGACCUUAGCAUGCCUGUGGAAAAGCUAAAUUAUUUGGCUGAUGUCCUUCACAUCCAAUUUUAUCCUGAAAACUUCUUUAAAGCGUUUUUGUUGUGUUCUUCUGUUCAUAGUCUUCAGCACAGGGGGAAAGGGAGAAAAUUACCAGAAAUUAGAAGUGUGAAUGUGCCACAUACUUCACCAGAUGUUUGCUCUUUGAACAUAGAGGGUUUAGAUUCUGGUGUCUGUCCAUCAACUGAAUCAUUAUUAUGCAUAAGUUAUUCUGUAUCUCUGGUGACAGAAGGUAAACAUGUGAAACAGCUUCUCGAGAGCAAUGAUGAGUUUGAGUUUGAGAUGGGGUCAGGGGCAGUGAUUUCCCCUCUUGAAUCAGUUCUCACACAGAUGUCAGUCGGUCAGUCUGCUUUUUUCAGUAUGAACUUGCCUCCUUGUGAGUAUAUUUUAGCAUCAACUGAUGAUUCUGAGGGGAUUAUUUCGUUGUUAACGUCAGAAACUUGCUGCUUGGACUAUACUGUAACCUUGUUGUGUGUGACUGAACCCCCAGAAGAAAGAAUGGAGCAAGCUCUUUUUAGCCCUCCACUUUCAAAACAAAGGGUGGAAUAUGCUGUGCAACACAUCAAACAAUCUUGUGCUACUACUUUGGUUGACUUUGGCUGUGGCUCUGGAAGUUUAUUGGAUUCUUUAUUAGAUUACCCGACUUCUUUGGAAAAAAUUGUUGGUGUUGACAUAUCACAAAAGAGUCUUAGCCGUGCAGCAAAGAUACUUCAUUCAAAACUAAGCACAAAAUCAGAUACAAGCAUCAAAUCUGCUGUUCUUUAUGAUGGUUCAAUCACAGAUUUUGACUUUCGAUUAUGUGGAUUUGAUAUAGGCACUUGCUUAGAGGUAAUUGAGCAUAUGGAGGAGGACCAGGCCUGUAUGUUUGGUGAUAUUGCAUUAAAUUAUUUUCGUCCAAAGAUUCUUAUUGUUUCCACUCCAAACUAUGAAUAUAAUGUGAUUCUCCAAAGAUCAAGUCUCACAAACCCAGAAGAAGAUCCAGAUGAGAAAACUGAAUCACAGUCUUGCAGAUUUCGCAAUCAUGACCACAAGUUUGAGUGGACUAGAGAGCAGUUCAAUAAAUGGGCAACUGAAUUAGCCAAUAGGCACAAUUAUAGUGUUGAGUUCAGUGGGGUCGGUGGUUCUGCUGAUGCAGAACCAGGGUUUGCUUCUCAGAUUGCUGUCUUUAUGAGGAAGAUCCUACCUCAGGAAGAUGAUGUUUCAGAGAACGAAAAUUCUGCACAAAAUUGCAAAGUUGUAUGGGAGUGGAACAGUGUAGAUAGAUCAGAUUCUUCUCUUUGACACAUAUCUAACUUUAGCCGGAGUUAUAAUUGAGUUUAUUGCAGCAAUAGGCUGUAAUUAUAUGUCAAAAAAUUUUGAAAUAGAGGGAGCAAAAGAAUGAAGAAUGAACAUACCAUCCAUGUCCAUGUAGAGACAAAUGGAUUUUGCAGACGAUAUGGAACCAAAUGAGCCCUUUGAGGCAUUUUCAAUAUUCAAACUUUUGACCA
Hevea brasiliensis (rubber tree) is the source of this 3314-nucleotide messenger RNA. RefSeq names its product small RNA 2'-O-methyltransferase. The transcript is spliced from 10 exons. The record is from RefSeq and is a predicted model, not a curated record. Gene Ontology annotation, biological process: RNA methylation; siRNA processing; piRNA processing. Gene Ontology annotation, cellular component: cytoplasm; nucleus. Gene Ontology annotation, molecular function: RNA methyltransferase activity; peptidyl-prolyl cis-trans isomerase activity; O-methyltransferase activity. Lineage: Eukaryota; Viridiplantae; Streptophyta; Magnoliopsida; Malpighiales; Euphorbiaceae. The coding region runs from base 271 to 3108 and encodes 945 amino acids.